Molecule: messenger RNA, 2654 nt
Organism: Bombus impatiens (common eastern bumble bee)
Lineage: Eukaryota; Metazoa; Arthropoda; Insecta; Hymenoptera; Apidae
Product: protein phosphatase 1B
Exons: 5
Coding region: 312-1442 (376 amino acids)
Biological process (GO): negative regulation of stress-activated MAPK cascade; protein dephosphorylation
Cellular component (GO): cytosol; nucleus
Molecular function (GO): magnesium ion binding; protein serine/threonine phosphatase activity; manganese ion binding
Source: RefSeq, a predicted model, not a curated record
UAAAUAGUUUCUUAUUAGAAUCUAAUACAGCUUACGCUUCCGAGAUUUUCCAUUCCUGUAUUCAAAUAAUUUAUUUAUUAUUGACGAAGCUACCGUAAUAAUUAUAUAGUGAACGUAAUUGCACGUAAUUCGAAUGUUUCCAUUUACGUAAAACGUUAUCGUGUUUCGUUUGAAAUAUUUGCAUGUCGAGAUUAUCUCGUAAAACUCAGAAAAGUGUUAUUUGAAUGAUCAGUUAAAAGAUGCUGAUCAAAUAAUAUUUAAAGAGAAAAAUAAAUUAAUCGAGCUGACACAGCAAUUACUAAAUAAAUACUAUGGGGGCACUUUUGGAUACUCCAAAAACAGAUAAAUAUAAUGAACAUGGCUCUGGCAAUGGAUUACAUUAUGGUGUUGCCAGCAUGCAGGGUUGGAGAAUGGAAAUGGAAGAUGCUCAUAGAGCAAUAACUGGUUUAAAAGGUGGUCUCUCGGAUUGGAGUUAUUUUGCAGUAUUUGACGGUCAUGCUGGUGCAUUAGUAUCAGCUCAUAGUGCAGAGCACUUGUUAGAGUGUAUCAUGCAAACAGAAGAAUUUAAAGCAGAAAAUGUAACCAAAGGAAUUCAUUCUGGCUUUCUUCGACUUGACGAUGAAAUGAGAGAAUUACCAGAAAUGAGUUCUGGUACUGAAAAAUCUGGUUCUACAGCUGUUUGUGCAUUUAUAUCUCCCAGAAACAUAUACAUUGCCAAUUGUGGCGAUUCUAGAGCUGUACUUUGCCGAGCAGGAGAUCCAGUUUUUUCAACACGAGAUCACAAACCAGGUUUACCUGCUGAGAAAGAAAGAAUUCAAAAUGCUGGUGGUAGUGUAAUGAUUCAAAGAGUUAAUGGAGCUUUAGCUGUAUCUCGUGCAUUGGGAGAUUAUGAGUACAAAAAUUUGAAAGAUCGAGGGCCAUGUGAACAGUUAGUGUCUCCAGAACCAGAAAUAUUUGUUCGAGAUCGAGAUGAUGAACACGAUGAAUUUCUAGUUUUAGCAUGUGAUGGUAUUUGGGAUGUAAUGAACAACACAGAUCUGUGUAAUUUUAUACAUUCAAGGCUGCUGCUUACAGAUGAUCUAGAAGCAGUUACGAACCAGGUUAUAGACACCUGUCUAUAUAAGGGUAGCAGAGAUAAUAUGAGCAUAGUUUUGGUGACAUUUCCUGCUGCUCCAAAACCAAAUCCAGAAGCACAGAAAAAAGAAGCUGAGCUUGAAAUGGACAUUGAAAGGAGAAUCAAAGAAAUCGUUGCUGUACAAAAGGACAAAAAUGAAUUUGAUUUUUUGCAACUAUUACAACUUCUUGUGGACCAAGAAUUUCCUAAUCUUCCUCCUGGUGGUGGACUUUCCGCUAAGCAACCUUUUAUUGAACAAGUGUUUCGAGAAGUUUGUCCCAACCGAGCAGAUAGUGUAAGUCUUGGAUACGAUUUCCUUUCGAUAUAACUAACCUUUUUUUGUAUACUGCAUCAAAUGUACAACUGUAAUCAUUAGACAUCAUCAAUCAUGUUCCAUAAUCAUAUAACGAUGCAGAUGCUAUCAGAAAUAUCUUUAUUUUACUGAUCUCAUCUAAUGUAAAAAGAGAUUCAUUUUUAACUUGCAAGAAAAGUAUACUGGUAUAUUAUAAAGUAAAUCUUAAAUUAAGUCUGCUACUAAACAUGUGCAGAUCUUACAUUCUUGCAGUGCGUUAUUGUUGGUAAAAAUAAAUUAGAGUUUAAAACUACAUUUAAAAAUCCUGAACUAUUAUACACUCACCCAUUCAAAAAGAUAAAUACACAAUUCAUUUUUUAAAUUUCUAAAUAAUUUUAGAUAUCCAAUAAUGAUGAGAAAUAUUAAUUUUGCUUUUGGAAUUAUUUAUUAGAAUUAUUUAUCAGUUAAAACGUUUAGUUUGCAAUUCAAGUAACAUGAAAUUAACUAAUAAUAUGAAAAGGUAAAAAAAUUUGUUUUAUAUUACCAUCCUUUUGCAAAAAGAUAUUGUGGAUUGUAAAUUAAUUAAAAAAUGUUGUUAUUCUACAACAUUUAAACAUUAAGAAAUAUAUCUUAAUAUAUUUCACUAUGGAAUUUCGGAAAACGCGGAAAGUGAACUCAAAGUACAUCCUACAGCUGAUUCUAAUUAAUAUUGGUAUUAGUGGUUCUCAUAAUUAUCACUAUCUAUUGUUGGAUUUUAUAAAUCCUUCAUCCAAGGAGUAAAAAUGUUUAUAUUACAGUUAUAAGCAGAGGAUUUAAAAGUAUUCUACCGAGAAUAUAUACAAAUAUACCUAUAUUCUAUGAAAAACUAGAUAAUGUGAAAAUUAGUGUGAAUAAUGUUGCUAUAAUAAUACUUAUAAAUCACUUACUUUAUUUUAAUAUAUUUUAAAUUAAUCAACUUCUGUAUUAAACAAUUCACCUUUAAUUUUCUUUUCGUAGAUUUAAAUUAUUUCACAAAUCUAGUUUUCCAUUAAAAUUAAUCCUGGGUAGAAUAUUUAUAUCAUAUCCUCUUGCUAUGUUGCUGCAUAAUAUUACUAUAAACGAUUAUAUAUUUUUGUAGCUCUAGAGAACUUACGCUCAGAACAAUUACUUCUUAGGUCAGUUUUUCAUGCUCUUCCUUAAUAAAUUUUAAGUAUAUUUAUAUAGCUGUUCAUUCUAUAUUUGAAGAUGUCUCAAACUUUGUCACGCGCU